ACAAGGAGCGGGGGAGGCGAAGCGAGGGCUGAGGGGCGGCGGCUGAGGGAAUUGAGGGGGGGGGUCCCGAGGGGGGGGGGGCAGCGGGAGGAUGCUGGAGGCGGCCGAGGCCGAGCUGGACGCCGAGGACCUGGUGCAUUUCUCGGUGGGCGACCUGCCCAGCCGCGGCUACGGCGUCAUGGGCGAGAUCCGGCGGCAGGGCAAGCUGUGCGACGUGACCCUCAAGGUUGGGGACCACAAGUUCAGCGCUCACCGGAUCGUGCUGGCGGCUUCUAUCCCGUACUUCCAUGCCAUGUUCACCAACGACAUGAUGGAGUGCAAGCAGGAUGAGAUUGUCAUGCAAGGGAUGGACCCCAGCGCGCUCGAGGCUCUGAUCAACUUUGCCUACAACGGUCACCUGGCCAUAGACCAGCAGAACGUCCAGUCGCUGCUGAUGGGGGCGAGCUUCCUCCAGCUGCAGAACAUCAAGGAUGCUUGCUGCACCUUCCUCAGAGAGAGGCUUCACCCCAAGAACUGCCUGGGCGUGCGGCAGUUUGCGGAGACCAUGAUGUGCGCCGUGCUCUACGACGCCGCCAACAGCUUCAUCCACCAGCACUUCGUGGAGGUGUCCAUGUCCGAGGAAUUCCUGGCGCUGCCCUUCGAAGACAUCCUGGAGCUCGUUUCCAGGGACGAGCUCAACGUGAAAUCCGAGGAGCAGGUGUUUGAAGCUGCCUUAGCCUGGAUCCGCUACGACCGGGAGCAGAGGGAGCCCUUCCUGCCCGAGCUGCUGGCCAAAAUCCGCCUGCCCCUGUGCCGGCCGCAGUUCCUCGCCGACCGCGUGCAGCAGGACGACCUCGUGCGCUGCUGCCACAAGUGCAGGGAUCUGGUUGACGAGGCAAAAGAUUAUCACCUCAUGCCAGAGCGCCGGCCGCACCUCCCGGCGUUCAAGACCCGUCCCCGGUGCUGUACGUCGAUCGCGGGACUGAUUUAUGCCGUCGGGGGACUGAACUCAGCAGCAAAUUUUUACGCAGGCGACUCGCUGAACGUGGUGGAAGUCUUUGACCCCAUCGCCAACCGCUGGGAGAAGUGCCAGCCCAUGACCACGGCUCGGAGCCGGGUGGGUGUAGCCGUGGUCAACGGGCUGCUCUACGCCAUCGGCGGCUACGACGGGCAGCUGAGGCUGAGCACGGUAGAGGUUUACAACCCCGAGAUGGAUUCCUGGUCCAAAGUGGAAAGCAUGAACAGCAAGAGAAGCGCGAUGGGAACCGUGGUGCUGGACGGCCAGAUCUACGUGUGCGGCGGGUACGACGGGAACUCCUCCCUCAACUCCGUGGAGUCCUAUUCUCCAGAAACCAACAAGUGGACGGUGGUGACCCCCAUGAGCUCCAACCGCAGCGCCGCCGGGGUGACGGUCUUCGAGGGCAGGAUCUACGUGUCGGGAGGGCACGACGGGCUGCAGAUCUUCAACAGUGUGGAGUACUACAACCAGCACACGGCCACCUGGCACCCGGUGGCCAGCAUGCUGAACAAACGCUGCCGCCACGGCGCCGCCUCGCUGGGCAGCAAGAUGUUCGUCUGCGGGGGCUACGACGGCUCGGGUUUCCUCAGCAUGGCCGAGGUGUACAGCUCGGUGGCGGAUCAGUGGUACCUGAUCGUCCCCAUGAACACCCGUCGCAGCCGGGUGUCCCUGGUGGCCAACUGCGGCCGCCUCUACGCCGUGGGGGGCUACGACGGCCAGUCCAACCUCAGCUCGGUGGAGAUGUACGACCCGGAGACGAACCGCUGGACGUUCAUGGCUCCCAUGGUGUGCCACGAGGGAGGGGUGGGGGUGGGCUGCAUCCCCCUCCUCACCAUCUGAAGGAGGUUUGGGGGAGGUUUUGGGGGCUGCCACUCCUCAGGGAUUGCCGCCUGAGAGCAGGCUUCCCGAGGGGGGUAGGCAAAGAGAAGCGCGGUUCCAGGUGCUCCAGUGUCAUUCACAGCCACACACAAGGUGACAAAACCAUCCCCUGCCCCCUCGGCUUUUGGACUGAGGCUCCGGAAAGAUCAAAUUUUAUUUUAUUUUGGGGGGAAUUAACGGUGUGGGCACGCAGGGAGCCGCCCGCCGCCCUCCCCAGCGCUCCUGCGGCCGCGUGGCUGAGCAAAUCCUUCCUCUCUCCUUGCUUGUUUUACAAAUAGCACUGAGCCACGUCGGCCCGAGACUUUGGGAAGCGAAGCUGCGGGUUUGGGGGGGAGCAGCUCUGAUUGUGACACAGCAACGGCCACUUUGAGGACUCGGGGAAUGCCCACGCACCUCUGCCAGCACCAAAACGGCCCUAAAACAGCCCUGACAUCCCGAGGGGUUUGAUCUUCAGCGGUGUUUGGCGUUGUCAGCUGCUGCUGGGCACCCCUGGACCUCACCCAGUUUAUCAAAACAACCCAACCCAGCAGCUCGGGUCCUCGGGAGCGCAUCCAGGCUCUGUUCCUUGAGGUGCUCCUUGCGCAAGGCGCCGCUCGCCGCUCCCGGGGCUUUCUUCAGCUCGAUGGGGAAAACCUCUCCGCAAGAGCCGCACGAUGGAGAAAGGAGGAAGAGGAGAAAAGGGGGGCGGUUAAACCAGCCCCCAGCUUCGGAGGAGGAAUGCCAAACGAAAAUGACACUAAGCAACGGUCCCGGGGUUGCCCCAGCGGUGACGGGGAGCCCAGGUGGUGAUCAGAAAGAAGCCCCUGAAAGAUCGGCGUCCCCUCGUCUGUCGAGAUGAAGAAAAUAAGAAAAUAAACCUUUUCCCUCCUGGUUUGCAGCUGGGAUUUCCCAAAAAGCAGCCAGGAGGGGUGCAGGAUGGAGCCCCCCAAACACUAACCCCACCGAGGGGCAGCCACGGAGGCUCGCAUCCGUCUUGUGCCCAAGUUUUGGGGUUUUGGGGAGGUUUGGGGCGCCCCCCAGCUCCCCCAGCCGAGCCCCUGCUUCUCCUCCAUCCCCUCUUGGGAUUUUUGGACUCGGGGUGUAAAUGUGGAUGUCUGUAUAUUCGGGUACUGUGGAUAUUUUAGGUCGAGCUGUCGAGCACUCCUCUGUCUCCCUGCACCCACGGACGGCUUCACUUGGGGAUUCUGGGGGGGGGGAUUCCCGUGCUGCUAAGACACUUUAAAAAAAGAAAAAAAAAGAAAAACACACACAAAAAAGGAAAAAUAUACAAAAAAAAACACCUUGGGAUCGGAGUUGCUUUCCAGGCUGCGCGUUGCAGAGCGGUGGGUGAGGGAACCGAGGCUCUCACGGGUGAGGAGGCGCCGCCGGCCCCGUGUGGGGCUCGUUCUUUGGGGUUUUUUUUGCUUUGCUGAACCAAAGAGAAAGGGGAGAGGACGAGGAUUUCCAGCUUUGGGGGAGGAAAACUGGAAAAAGCCCGGAUUUGGGGACACGUGGCUCGUGGUAGGGGGCAAACUGGGAGAGCGCGGUGCCAGCUCUGCCCUGCCCUGCUCGGUGCCAUCCCCUGCCCCGUGGAAAAUUAAAAUAUUUGACUUCGAAAAACCCAUUAAAGAUGUGUUCCUGCAGAUGUUGUCGUGUGCUGGAGCCGGAGAGAGAGAUGCGAGCAGCAAUUCCCGGGCUGGGGCUCACCAUGGGGCUCUGAGCCAUUCCGGUAGGGGCCCGCCACCCUUUUUGGGAUAAAACCAGCAAAAACCAGCAAAAACGCAGCGCCGGAAGGUUUCCAGGAGCUGCCAGGUUCGGGGAUUUGCCGGGGCGGCCACCCCGAGCUGGCUCUCCAAGAAAAACACUGGCAACCCGAUCCCUUCCCGUGCGUGGCGCCGUGCUGGAAGCCUCCCUCCUCGCUCCUCUCCCCUCAUUCCUCGUUUUCGGACAACCCCAAUGGAAACCCCACUGCUGGGCGUGCUGCUCCUGGUGCUCCCAGUUCUCCCAGUGCUCCCAGUGCCACCGGCACCCCGCGAGCUGGCCCGAGCCGUGCUGGAGGCGCACGGGCAGGAUGCAGGCAGCGGGAUGAAGCUGCUGAAGCUGCAGGGAGUCAGCAGGACGGAGUUCGACUGGGGCACGCACUUCACCAUCAACCUCACCGCCCGCCAGACGGCCUGCCCCAAAAACCCUGCGGUGUCCCGAAAUGCUGGCUGUAGGGCCCGGCCGGGCCAGGUCCAGCACUGUGUUGCCCAAAUCUCCGUCUUUGCCUUCCUGCCCGACGUGCCACUGUCGAUGCUGGAGUGCGGCCGGCAGCCGCCCAGCGGCUCGGGGCAGCCCCGCUCCAAAGGUCGGCGCAGCCCAGGGACCCCGCGAGCCUUCGGCCUCAGGGCCCCGGCGCCAUCCUAAAUCCUCGGGAGCGAAUCCACCCUGCAGGAGAGGACCCACAGCCCCCAUCCCAUGAACCCCAUCCCGCAUGGAGCUGAAAUAAGGAUGUUUCGGGGCCCCUCGUUCACCUCGUUGACAAUAAAAAGCAUUUUAUGGUGUUGGACAA
Messenger RNA from Anas platyrhynchos (mallard), 4406 nucleotides. It is a transcript of the gene KLHL18, whose product is annotated as kelch like family member 18. Lineage: Eukaryota; Metazoa; Chordata; Aves; Anseriformes; Anatidae. The record is from RefSeq and is a predicted model, not a curated record. Gene Ontology annotation, molecular function: protein binding.